This is a messenger RNA of Sphaeramia orbicularis (orbiculate cardinalfish), 1980 nucleotides long. RefSeq names its product kiaa0895l. The coding region runs from base 197 to 1741 and encodes 514 amino acids. The transcript has 7 exons. The record is from RefSeq and is a predicted model, not a curated record. Lineage: Eukaryota; Metazoa; Chordata; Actinopteri; Kurtiformes; Apogonidae.
UCAUAUCUUCCAACACGGCGCCGCUUCCUGCCGGCCCCGCCGCUCCGUGGACCGUUAUCCGCCACCACGGCUCCGUCCGCCGGACAAACGCACCCGCUAUGAGCCUGUAACGGAGCCGCCGAACCCCGCAGCCCGUCCGCUGACCCCGGGACACGGACAGUGCCGGGCGGAGCAGGUGGAAGGCGUUGCCGUGGUGAUGGUUCUGGACUCAGGUGACAUCUUCAUGGAUCAGGUUGAGGCUAAAGGGAGUGGUUCGGACCCACCGGAUCCAGAUUCAGAUCCACCUAAAACCAAGGUCAGCUCCGCCUUCAAACCUACCAUUAGCUCCGCCUCCAAACGGACCCAUGUGGCCAAACGGGAGAAAGUGGCUGUCAACGGGCUUCCUGCUGCGCCGGGGGCGGAGCGAAGGUCGUCACUGAAAGGCGGGGCCGCACACAGACCGCCCCUUCGCCGGCCUCUCAGCCUGGAGGUGACGCCCCAGCGCUUCCGAUGCCCUCAGGAUGCAGUGAUGGUGGCGGACAGACGUGUGGUGCAGCCCCCGUGGCGGAGCGGCGCGGCAGCAGCGCCCUGGCCCCCUGCCCGCAGCCUGACCAGCCCCAGUCUGGGUGCGGCCGGCUGGAUGCGGCGCAGUGAGAGCACGUGCUCCGUCAACGUCUCCCUCCGAGGCGCCAGAGGCCAGAUGCGCCCGGCCACGUCCCUGCCGCACAUUGCCAAGGCGACGCCAGCCUCAUCCAGGCCCUGUCUGCUGGUGGCCCUCAGACCGCUGAACCUGGACCAGGAGAAGACCACCUUCUUUCAGGCCGACUACGAGUAUGAGCCCCAGUUUGAGUACACAGAGCCGGAGCCCAGGACGGUCCUGGACAAGUACCGCCAAGGAUCUGGCCUCUUCCUGCAGCAGGCCGUGGGUAUCAUGGAGUGCGUCCUGAAGAGGUUCGGUUCGUAUGAAUCCUUUGAGGAGGUGACGGGCGGUGGCGUCCUCCCAAAGAGUCAGGUGUGGGCAUCUGUUCGUAAAUAUCUGCAGAAGGAGGGGUGUGUUGGAGAGGUGGUUGUGCGUCUGUCUGAUGAGCUCCUGUCUCAGGCCGUCAUGGUGAUUGACAGCUGUCGUCCCACUCUGACCAUUAACCUUUCUGGAGCGCGGCAGCUCUGGUUGGAGGGAAUGUUACGACACGAGAUCGGUACUCACUACCUUAGAGGAGUCAACAACGCCUUGCAGCCCUGGGCCACCGCCGACGGAAGGAAGCAGUUCGGCUUGAAACCGGCCAAUCCCACAGAGGAGGGCCUGGCCAGCCUCCACAGUGUGUUGCUACGGAAACAACCAUACCUGUGGCGAGCAGCACUGCUGUACUACACAGUUUACCACGCCUCCAGCAUGAGCUUCAGCCAACUGUUCAAACACAUCGGACGGUUUGUAGGAAACCCUGACGUUCGCUGGGAGUACUGUCUGAGAGCUAAGAGGGGACAGACGGACACAUCCAAGCCAGGCUGCUUCAGUAAGGACCAGGUUUACCUGGACGGAAUCCUCCGGAUCCUUCGUCAUCGCAGGUCGAUCGACUUCCAGAUGUUGACGUCUUUAGGGAAGGUGUCCUAUGAGGAUGUGGAGCGUCUCCGUCCUCUGGCCGUCCUCCCACGGACACGGAUCCCACAUUUCAUGCGAGACCAGGAGCGUUACCUUCAGCAUCUGGACCACAUCAUGGCCGUCAACGAGCUGGAUGACGCCACACUGCAGGAGCUGCUGCCCUGACCUCUGAGGUCACGGCGUACAGACUGAAGGAACCAAACCUUACAGUAUUAUCCGUCUUUAUCGAGCAUUUUUUAAAAACUUGAAUAAGGGUCAGAAUAUGACCUUUGACUCUUUAUCUGAUGCAUGUCUGUGACCUUUAACCUCAAACAUGUAACCGACGUCAGCGCACACACACGCCCUGGGUCACACCACGCCAACGUUAGAAACCCACGCCAACAUUAGAAACCCACGCCAACAUU